Molecule: messenger RNA, 1912 nt
Organism: Spirodela intermedia
Lineage: Eukaryota; Viridiplantae; Streptophyta; Magnoliopsida; Alismatales; Araceae
Source: the annotation of a GenBank genome assembly
AUGGCCGGUGGAGGCUUCGCCGCCGCCAGCCUGACGGCGGACUACGGCGGAGGAACGAUGACGGCGUCGACGGUGGUCACGUGCCUCAUUGCGGCCUCGGGCGGCCUCAUCUUCGGCUACGACAUGGGCAUCUCAGGUCAGCUACUCCCCCCCACAUCAUCUUCGUCCGGAGAGCUUCCAAUUUCAGUCUGGAAAACCUAAUUGACGCCAUCGCCGGCGGUGAUUUCCAGGUGGGUUGACGACAAUGAAGUCUUUUCUCCGAAAGUUCUUCCCCUACAUCCUCAGCGCGACGGCGUCGACGGCGUCGUCCGAUGAGUACUGCGUCUACAACAGUCAGAUCCUCACUGCCUUCACUUCGUCCUUGUACCUCGCCGCCCUGUUCUCGUCCCUGAUCGCCGGCCGUUUAACGGCGAUCGCCGGCAGGAGGGUCGUCAUGGUCACCGCCGGAGCCCUCUACCUCACAGGCGCCGCCAUCAACGCCAGCGCCGCCAACGUUGUGAUGCUCAUCGCCGGGCGAUUUCUCCUCGGCUUCGGCGUUGGGUUCGCCAAUCAGGUCCUCCCAUUGGCCCUCUUGGAAUCAAGUUCAUAUUAGUCUAAACCUGCCAUUUAAUUAUUGACUCCAAUAAUGUUUUCACCCCCCCGCUUACGAAUAUAAAAACUGGUUUCCAUGUGGUAAGCCAUCUUGAUUGGACAGUCCGUAAAGUAGCCAGGGAUUCGUGAGGCAAAAUGGAGAAAUGAGUUUCGGUUGUCAUUCCAGGCUACGCCGGUGUACAUAGUGGAGAUGGCGCCCGCGAGAUGGCGCGGCGCCCUCGUCGCCGCUUUCCAGCUGUCCGUCGGCCUCGGCGUCCUCACCGCCAACCUGGUCAACUACGCCGCCAACCGGGUCACUGGUGAGUGGGGAUGGCGGCUGGCCCUCGGCCUCGCUGCCGCCCCCGCCGUCAUCUUCCUCGUCGGCGCCGUCGUAAUCUCCGACACCCCCAGCAGCCUUGUAGCACGCGGUCGUCUCGACAGCGCACGAGAAGCCCUCCUCCAAGCGCGGGGUGCGCACGCCGACGUGGAUGCGGAGCUGGAAGACAUCCUUUACCACCUGGAGGCGCGGCAGCGGAAACACGGCGAGGAAGGCGGCGGCGGCGCCUUCCGGCGGGUGCUCUCCCGGCGGUACCGUCACUACUUGAUAACCGGAGUAUUGAUAUCCUUCUUCCAGCAGAUGACCGGGAUCAACGUGGUCGCCUUCUACGCGCCGGUGAUGUUCCAGACCGUCGGAUUUGCCGACGGCUCCUCCCUGAUGGCGGCGGUGGUCCUCGCCGCCAUCAACCUGGUGUCAAUCCUCGUGUCAACCGUCAUCGUCGACCGUUACGGCCGGAGGGUGCUCUUCAUACAGGGCGGCGGCCAGAUGUUCAUCUGCCUGGUGCAACAACUUAUCCAUAUUCUCGGUCUCUUUAUAUAAUCAGUCAAUCAAUCUAUGGGGCCGUUCUUUAUAUAAUCUGUGGGGAUAUCUUUUGGGUUGAAGGUGGCAGUGGGGUGUGUGAUGGCGGCGACGGCCGGGGGCGACAGCGGCGCACUGGCGGUGCUGCUGCUGACGUGUAUCUACAGCGCCGGCUAUGGGUGGUCGUGGGGCCCGCUGAGUUGGCUGGUGCCAUGCGAGAUCUUCCCCGAGGAGGUUCGCUCGGCGGGGCAGGCGAUCGUCAUCGCCCUCAACCUCGGCGUCUGCUUCGUGCAAGCGCAGGUCUUUCUGGCGGCGCUGUGCUGGAUGAAGUACGGGCUCUUCCUCUUCUUCGCCGGUUGGAUCGCCGUGAUGACGGCCUUUGUGGCGGCGUUCCUGCCGGAGACGAAGGGGGUGCCGCUGGAGGCCAUGGAGGGCGUGUGGGCGGCACACUGGUUCUGGAAGAGGUUCGCGCUGCCCCGUGACUGA